Messenger RNA from Python bivittatus (Burmese python), 3683 nucleotides. NCBI's taxonomy places the organism in Eukaryota, Metazoa, Chordata, Lepidosauria, Squamata, Pythonidae. The record is from RefSeq and is a predicted model, not a curated record.
GAGCCCUUUGUGGCAGAUGAGUACAUUGAACGCUUGGCAUGGAGGACUCCUGGUGGAGGUUCCCGAGGUGGCAUGGAAGCUUUUGAUCCCAAAAGAUUGCAAGAAGAAUUUGUGAAUCAUAUCAAUGAACUGAAGUUGCUAGAUGAACGAAUCCAAAGGAGGGUGGAAAAAUUGGAGCAACAAGUCCAAAGGGAAGCUAAGGAGUUUGCCAAGAAAGUUCAAGAGCUGCAGAAAAGCAAUCAGGUUGCCUUCCAGCAUUUCCAAGAACUAGAUGAGCAUGUCAGCUAUGUGGCAACUAAAGUCUGUCACCUAGGUGACCUGCUGGAGGGGGUAAAUACACCAAGGCAACGGCUAGUAGAGGCUCACAAACUGAUGAAAUACUUUAAUGAGUUUCUAGAUGGAGAGCUGAAGUCUGACGUUUUCACCAAUCCUGAAAAGAUUGAAGAGGCAGCUGAUAUUAUCCAGAAACUGCAUCUGAUAGCACAGGAAUUACCUUUUGACAGGUUUUCUGAAGUAAAAUCUAAAAUAGCAAGUAAGUACCAUGAUUUAGAGUGCCAACUAAUCCAAGAGUUUACCAAUGCACAAAGAAGGGGGCAAAUCUACAGGAUGAGAGAAGUAACUGCAGUUUUGCUUCACUUUAAGGGCUAUUCCCACUGUGUUGAUGUGUAUAUAAAACAGUGCCAAGAGGGUGCCUAUUUGAGAAGUGAUAUUUUUGAAGAUACAGCCAUUCUGUGCCAGAAUGUGAACAAACAAGUUGGAGAUGUAUUUAGUAGUCCAGAGACUGUAAUGGCCAAACUUAUUCAGAAUAUCUUUGAAAUCAGGCUUCAGAGUUAUAUAAAAGACCAGUUAGAAGAACAUAAGAAAUCAGAUGCAGAACAAUAUCUUCAGAGUCUCUAUGAACUGUACACAAGGACUACUAAUCUUUCAAGCAAAUUGAUGGAGUUUAACUUGGGCACUGAUAAGCAGACUUUCCUGUCUAAGCUUAUCAAAUCCAUCUUUGUUUCCUACUUGGAGAAUUACAUUGAGGUGGAAAUUGGUUAUUUGAGAAGCAGGAGCUCCAUGAUUUUGCAGCGCUAUUAUGAUUCCAAAAACCACCAGAAGAGAGCUAUUGGAAGUGGAGGCAUUCAAGACCUCAAAGAGAGAAUACGACAGCGGACCAACCUGCCUUUGGGCCCAAGCAUUGAUACCCAUGGUGAAACUUUCUUGUCCCAGGAUGUUGUGGUUAAUUUAUUACAAGAAACUAAGCAAGCUUUUGAAAGGUGUCAUAGGCUUUCUGAUCCUUCUGAUUUGCCAAAGAAUGCUUUCAGGAUUUUCUCUUUGCUUGUGGAUUUCUUGUGUAUUGAGCACAUUGAUUAUGCUGUGGAAACAGGGCUGGCUGGUAUUCCUUCUCCAGAUGCCAAGAAUGCAAAUCUUUAUUUCCUGGAUAUUGUAAACCAGGCUAAUACCAUUUUUCAUCUUUUUGAUAAGCAGUUCAAUGACCAUCUGAUGCCAUUGGUGAGCUCUUCUCCUAAGCUUUCUGAAUGUCUUCAGAAGAAAAAGGAUAUCACGGAACAAAUGGAGGUGAAAUUGGAUAUGGGCAUAGAUAGGACACUGAAUUGCAUGAUUGGGCAGAUGAAGCACAUCUUGGCAGCUGAACAAAAGAAGACUGAUUUCAAACCAGAAGAUGAGAACAACGUUCUGAUUCAGUACACUAACGCAUGUGCCAAAGUCUGUGCCUAUGUUAGAAAGCAAGUGGAAAAGAUCAGGAAUUCUAUGGAUGGCAAGAAUGUGGAUAGUGUUCUGAUGGAGUUUGGUGUCCGUUUCCAUCGCCUCAUUUAUGAGCAUCUUCAGCAAUAUUCCUAUAGCUGCAUGGGUGGCAUGUCGGCAAUCUGUGAUGUGGCUGAAUAUAGAAAGUGUGCCAAAGAGUUCAAGGUUGCGUUGGUAUUGCAGCUUUUUGACACGCUCCAUUCCCUUUGCAACCUCCUUGUUGUAGCCCCAGAUAACUUGAAGCAGGUCUGCUCAGGAGAGCAGCUGGCUAUUCUAGAGAAGAAUAUUCUCCAUUCCUUUGUACAGCUCCGCUUUGACUACAGAUCUGCUCGUCUUGGUCGCCACUUCAGCUGAACAUGCAGAAGAAGCAAACCAAGCAUUUACAAGGACUUAGUUUAUCAGGCAGCACAUGAUGGUGGCUUUUGAGUGAAAAUUAGGGUGUGGAAGUUGCUCAGACAAACUGUCAUAACUAAAUUGGUCUUUUCCACUGUCCUGUUUUCAUCUUGCUUCUGGAAUAAAUAAUCUUAUCAGGUUCCUCCUAAACCACUUUCUGUUUUCUAUUCAUGAGAAAAACAUGGUUGUCAGAAAGUACACAGUGCACUAGAGCCUUCUAACUUCUGUUCUGGAUGGAAAAAACAGUACUUUGAUUUUUCAGCAUUUGUGAAAUGGUAUGUGUUAUCUAGCUUUCCAGUUCUGGAUGUUCCUUUUCCUCAGAGCUUAGAAUGAUAGUUCCUCAGAGAUAGCAUACAGAUAUAUGCUUGAUCAGACAUGUCUUCAGGAAGCAACUGGAGUGUAGGGUGGGUGACAUCAGCCAAGGUUACUCUUUUGCUGAUAGGAUUCCUGUGCAAGUUGGGCAGAAACUCAACAGUCAUACCAUGUCACAACACUUAGAUGUUGUAGGGUGGGGAAAUUGUCCCAUGCUCAUGGUGUGAUAUGAAGAUGUUAAAAAGAAAAUGACAAAGCAGUACAGAAUGAAAAGAGGCUAAUAUUGCAGAAAUUAUAUUCAUUUUUAUUUGUAUGAGUGACUUGCCUCUCUUGAAAUGGAUGAUGUAUAGAAUAGCUGUAUGGUUCAUUCCAUUGCCUCAUUUUUAAGAAGCUUGGAGGUGGGCAUAGCUGAUUUUGUGAGAGACAAGAGAACCCAGGAUCUUUUAAGUACAAUUCAGUUUACAUCAAUGUAGUAUCUAAUUUAAUUUUCAGAGUAUUAUUUAAUGUGUAUAAUUGACCAAAUAUACCUGGGGCAACAUGAAUUCAUUCAUGAAAUUAAUUACUGUAUAUACUUACAGAUAAGCCAAGAAUAUUAGGUGUCAAAACACACCCCAAAAAUGGGGUUUGGCUUACCCAUGGAUGGGCUUAUUCGCUAGUAUAUACGGUAGGUUUUUCCCUCUGCUUUUUAAAAGUACCUGUAUAUCUCAUGUAUACUUGCAUAUAAGCCCAUCCACGGCUAAGCAGAGCCUCAAAUUUAUAACAAAAAUACCAUGAAAAAUGUGGAUUGGCUUAUCUGCAGAUGGGCUUAUAUGUAAAUAUAUGCAGUAUACAUUUUUUUCCUAUCCAUAAGUAUACUUUCAGUGCUGUAGAAUCAGAUGUACACAAAGUUUGAGAUAAAACAAUUGCCUUGAAAUGUGUCCAACCCCCUCUCCCCAGUUUAGCUGUGUAAUUUUUCCUUUGUUCUGUAACAAAAUGGCAAAGUAACCAAUGGAAAUAGCUAUAGGUGCAUCAUUAUUGUUGUACAUGAAAAAUUUGCCAAGAAAUACCAUUCUGAGUUCUUGGUAAUUCUAAAUUAGACUUAGAUUCCUUUGCCAUUUUGUGGUGGGUGGAUGAAUGGGCAGUUGUGGAGCAGGAAAAGUCUGGAUUUCCUUGUUACUGAAGUACAAUAAACCAAACAGUUGUAGAGAGAGAGGCAAGAGUGAAUCAAAUAAAAUCAUAGAGUUUAUGCGUAA